CUAGCUAGCUCCUUCUGCUCACUCACAUCACACAACGAAGGGAUCUAGUACGUGACAAACAAAGUACGUACAUAGAUCCAAUGUCGAAUAAUGGAGGAUCGUCGAGAGUCGCCGACGCCGCGACAGCGGGGAAAGACGGCGGACAGAAGAUGGACGACCCCACUGGAAAUGGCGCCAAGACACUGAAGGUGGCCGGCGGCAGGGCGCUGAUAUCCUCAGCGAACCUGUUGCAGCUGCUGCCAACGGGCUCGGUGCUGGCGUUCCAGACGCUAUCCACGAACUUCACCAACCAGGGCGACUGCUACCCUUCCAACUGGUGGCUCACCCUGGGGCUUGUCACCUUCCUCACCGCCACCUGCAUCUUCUUCGCCUUCACGGACAGCGUACAGGACUCCAAGGGAAAGGUCUACCAUGGCGUGGCGCUGCCGGGGCGCCUCCACAUCUUCAACCUGCCGAAGGAGGAACGGAAAAAUUUCUCAGCUAAGCUCAAGGAGCGGGGCCUGAAGGCCGUGGACUGGGUUCACGCCUUCUUCACGGCGGUCGUGUUCCUCACCAUCGCGGGCAGCGACGUGGGGCUCCAGCAGUGCUUCUUCCCGCAAGCCAGCGAAGACACCAAGCAGCUGCUCAGGAACUUGCCGCUGGGCAUGGCGGUCUUGUCCAGCUUCGUGUUCAUGAUCUUCCCCGCCACAAGAAAGGGCAUCCGCUUUGACAACAGUGACUACAAUAUUAUUCCGGAUGCAGGAUCUGCUACUCAGGAUCACAGCAGAAAAGAUUCAGUAGGUAACAAACAAAGCAACGACGACAAGACACCGAAGGUGCCCGCCAACAGGGGGCUUACGUCCUCAGCGAACCUGUUGGAGCUGCUUCCGACAGGUACGGUGCUGGCGUUCCAGGCGCUGGCCGCGACCUUCACCAACCAGGGUAACUGCCACCCUUCCAACUGGUGGCUCACCCUGGGGCUUGUCACCUUCCUCACCGCCACCUGCAUCUUCUUCGCCUUCACGGACAGCGUACAGGACUCCGAGGGAAAGGUCUACCAGGGUGUCGCCCUUCCGGGGCGCCUCCACAUCUUCUACGCGUCGAAGGAGGAACCGAAAAAUUUCUCAGCUAAGCUCAAGGAGCGGGGCCUGAAGGCCGUGGACUGGGUUCACGCCUUCUUCACGGCGGUCGUGUUCCUCAGCAUCGCGGGCAGCGACGUGGGGCUCCAGGACUGCUUCUUCCCGCGCGCCAGCGAGGACACCAACCAGCUGCUCAAGAACUUGCCGCUCGGGAUGGCGGUCUUGUCCAGCUUCGUGUUCAUGAUCUUCCCCCCCACGAGAAAGGGCAUAGGCUUCGACAACAGUGAGUACAUUAUUAUUGACCGCAAGUAGGAGAAGCCCGCCCCGACUUGACAGCGUCCACCACAAACUUCCGCCCAGCCUUCAUAGCCUCCAUCAGAGACUCCCGCC
This is a messenger RNA of Phragmites australis (common reed), 1448 nucleotides long. RefSeq lists its product as uncharacterized. The record is from RefSeq and is a predicted model, not a curated record. The coding region runs from base 81 to 1370 and encodes 429 amino acids. The transcript has a single exon. NCBI's taxonomy places the organism in Eukaryota, Viridiplantae, Streptophyta, Magnoliopsida, Poales, Poaceae. Gene Ontology annotation, biological process: endomembrane system organization.